CGGAGGCGGGAGCGUUUUGACUUCGUCGUGGGCGCAGAUUCGAGAGGAUUUUUGACGAGAAAAUUUCAAUUAUCCGCGGGUAGAGGUUGGUUUUGUUUGUUGUUGGCUUAGAUUGCGCAAAUUAUAGAUGUGUCGUUGAACCCCCCCACCGCCCGCCCGCCACCCCGACGCAGCCAAUUAGUUGAGGUUGGUGUGUCACAUGAAACGUGACAAUUCCUUAGAGCAGCAUCGGUGUGUUGGUUACUAAACUGUUGGUUUCAUCUUAGCUGCGUGAAGAUCUUAAAGUUUGUCGUCGUCGUCGUGAAGUUGCGAGAUUGUCGGUACUUUUGUUCUUAAUUUAGUUUGUUUUUUUAAAAGCGGCGUCAAAUGCCGUCCAAGGCUCCACGCAAAGCGAAGAGGCAGAAAUGCGAGAGUCCACAGCGAUCGCCUCAUCCCACAACAACCACCACAGCCGCCGCUGCAUCGACCGCGAAGACCGAGGGGGUGGACGAGGUGGACGAUGAGAAGCAGGAGGAGGUGUACGUGGAGGAGGGUGGGACAGACCUCGAUGUGGAGCUGCCCACGAUGACGUCGCUCGUUCACGACCGGCCCCAGCUGCUGGAGCAGAGCCUCCGAGCCGUAGGGGACAAACAGACGAGGAGGAUCCUCCCACCGAGACUCUCGGCCUGUACCCUGGAGGAGGUGAAGGCCCUCUGUCUGGAGCAACUGAUGCUGAUGUCGGACAAACAAAUCCACCAAGUCCUACAAGGUGAGCCAGUUGGGUCGGAUUCAGAAGAGGAUAAGAUGGGGGCAACCACCAAGGACGGAACAGAACAGUGUGAAAACAGGCAAAACAGCCAGUGCAUGGACACCACAAGUUCAGCCUCUGUCACGUGCACCCAGCCUGGUGCUGAGCCUGACGAUGAGGCCACACCGGUCGCCGCCACAGAUGGUGCAAUAUCGUGCGCGGAGAGCGAUGCCUUGAGUCUGGUGGCGGCCGGAUCCCUCUCUGAGGAUGAGAUGGAGAACGAUGGGAAAAAGGAUCAGGAGGGAGAUGAGAGGAAGGUGGAGGAGGAGGUGGAGGGAGACCAGCGGGUAAAGGGGGCUCCCUUGUCUCCACACGGCUCCACGGGCAGCAGAGGUCUCCCCGAUUCUCAUGCCCCACACUCCCUCCCCGCCAUUCUCCACCAGACCCUGGACGCCCUCCUCUCGGACCCACUGCCUCCCUCUCCCGCCUCGUCCUCCCCCUCCUCGUCUCCCAGGUGCUCUUCUGUCGAGGGCGUUGCAGCCGGAAAGGCCACACCUGUGCCAGGCUGUGGCCCUGCCCACGACAUACUGGAACUGGAGCUCAGGGCCCGUGCGAUCAAGUCGCUCAUGAAGGCGAAUGAGCGCAGGCUGAACUCCUAAGGACUCUGCCUCCUCCGUCGGGUUCAGAGGUCGAAGCACCUCCGAUUAGUACGGUUGGCUACGUAUGGUGCGAAAGAAGUUUACCGUAAAGGCGUACGGAAACUGAUAGGGGUACUUCCUCUUGGCACGAGUUUCCGUGAUGUUCCCCGCCCUGAGCUGUGUCCUUUCCACGAUGUCAUCCUAACCACCACAUCCGUGUUUGGCUCUUGCUCUUCUGUCUUCAAUUUUCCCAACAGAUCCAUCAAAUUGUCAUCAGUUUAUGCAUCAUCAUCAUCAUAGCUAAUGACCAAUCGAAACUCAUUCCAAGGUUAUUCACACGAAGAUUUUCACAAGAUUAAAAGAGACGUGAUAACAAAUUGUCAAUUGCAUUAACAAUUAAGUUCGUAAGUAUCUGGUUAAUUUAUGCAUGGCCGUCAUUUGAAGUAGUGGAAUGCCUGUGAAUGUCGUGGGGCUGGAACCACGUGUCACCUAUGCUGAGCCCUUUUAUUGCACAGCAAUGAAUGAGCCUUUCUGAGUUGUCAUUGGGGAUGCAGCUGCCAUGCGGGGGCCAAUCACGGUUCGGAGGCCAUCGCUGGAAGUACGAGAGACGGCAUUGAAGUCUCCCAAGGCACAUGGCGAGGUGUUGUGGGGUUCAUUGUCUGCUCUGAGAACCGGUAGAAAUGGUUUUUAAUGUCGUCAGGUGCUUCGUCGGUAGGUGCGUAUGCCGCGGCUACAAAUAGGUUACCAAGGGUGCAGCCAGUGGCCUGUUGUUUACUGGGCACCAUACUUUGCUGCCCGAUCAAGGGCAAUGGCCACCCAGGAAAGCCAGGGAGAGCCGUCUGUUGGCCCUAACCACAGGAUGGUGUAAUUUCCUGUUGUGAUUUCACCCGCACCGAGCCGUCGCACCGAACCGCACUCCCAUGAUGCUAACUCCUGCCCCCUCGAAUUAUUUUGAGAGGCUGUGCAUAGCACUUGGUUGGCAAAAAAACAGGUGUCUGAUGCUCCACGUGCUUAACCCUCAAAAUGUCAUAUGCGCAGUUGGUGGCUUUUUGUCUUGUCCACCGUAACACACUUCUCACAGCUGGCCGGUGAAAAUCCAGCCUGUGCGCUCCCUUGUCAAACCCUUGCCACGAGCAAUGCGGCGUGACGGUAUACUUGGUGGUGUGGCUCGUGGGGAAAUUUUCGGAAUUUAAAUUCCCCACUGGUCCCCCCCCCCCCCCCCCGUGCUGAGAGGGACGCAGGGUAGGUAGCUGUGAGUUCUGAGGUUGGGUUCCGUUGAGCUGGCUACCCAGCAGCUCUUUCACCUCGGAUGAGGAAAAGGUUGCGGAGCUGUCGGGACGAAUCCACGCACCGUUGGGCCCUCGUAUCGUGCGGGGCCAGCAUCUGAUCCCGGACCGAAUAUACCGCCAAGAUUUUAUGAAUGCGUUAAUUAUUUAUGACUACUCACGGGAACUGAUGACACAUUUGCGAAUGACUGAGGACUCGUUGACAAUUUAACACGGUGAAUAGCAACUGGAUAAGGAUUACCCAAACUCACAAUUACACUCGCUAACCAUUGACGAUGUACUGAAGGACAAAAUUUACUCCAUGUAGGCUGGCGGCUAAAUUGAGAUAUCUUAGAAACGAAUGACGAAUCUCGCCUCGCUCAAACGCGCUCCCCCUGUAAAGGCGUCGCCAUUCAGUCUGCGCUCGAGCGAUGUUAUUGCCAUGACGGAAUGGCACGUGAUGGUGACUUGAAUCCCUUUUCCAGCAUCAAUGAGCACGGUUGGCUACAUACGGUGUGAAAGAAGUUCAACAAACAUACGUAACCUGGGACAUGCAGCCACGGCGAGUAGUUACAAGGAUAGUUCCAAGAGAAGGCCUUGUGUGGUGUAUAAAUAGUGAAAUUCACAGUUCAUUUAUUUAUUGUUCAUAUUUUCAUUGCUUUUUCUCACGUGUUUAAUGUGUGGAGCCCUUAGAGGUACUGUUCCGUUUGCGUUCCACGAGUGCUCUUCACUUUUUAUUAACACAUGUUCACGAUACAGGAGUGUUUAAUACACGCGUUUCAAGUCCAAUUGGAUGACCGCAGCUACAUGAUUUAAAUAAAUCUGGUUUGUUGCAUCCGAGUCGAUGUA
Lethenteron reissneri (Far Eastern brook lamprey) is the source of this 3479-nucleotide messenger RNA. It is a transcript of the gene CAAP1, whose product is annotated as caspase activity and apoptosis inhibitor 1. Gene Ontology annotation, biological process: regulation of apoptotic process. The record is from RefSeq and is a predicted model, not a curated record. Lineage: Eukaryota; Metazoa; Chordata; Hyperoartia; Petromyzontiformes; Petromyzontidae.